AUGAGCUAUCGUGACAACGGCUAUGGUUUUCCACCAGAUAAGGGUGACUCGCAACAUCCACAACGACCAUCCUAUCCUCGCAUACUAACGAACCCUGACGACCACCCUGCUCCCACCCCAGGACGACCACCGCGGUCAGCCGGCCCUGUCCCACCUCAGCAGCGUUCGAACAUCAUCAGCUUUCAGGAGCCUGAGGAGUACAGAACACCUCUGAACACCAACCCUGCCGUCUCUCCCCCAGAGUAUCGUCGCAGGCCAACGUACGAAAACAAACCUCCAGUCUCUUAUGCAGAUGUGCACGCUUCUUCAUCUAAGCCUGGCGCUGACUUAGAGGAUGGCUAUCAUCCGUUCGCUGAGACAGAUUUUCGCCGUAAGAAGUCGCUUGUUCGGCCUGACCGCGGUAAAAUCGAACCAGGUCACCCGCAAUAUCAUUACCACUCUCAUGCGGCCCUCAUGGACGGAAGUUCUAGUGGAACGUAUAUAGGUAUUGAACCCUCUCGCACCGGGAAUGUCCCCCAUUCCGGUUUGAAACGGGGCAAAUCGCUCCUUGGAAGAGAAGAGGAUUUGCAGGAUUUGGGCUUGAAUGUAUUUAAAAAAAGUGCAAACACUUUGCGGAGGAAGAGGCCCAAUACGACGGGAGCAACACCUUCAAACCAAGCAGGGCCUGGAGCAGAUCUCCCGACGUCAAAUGGGGGGGUUUUCCAGAGCAUCGCGCCGGGUCCUGUCGAUGGGUGGAUGGUUUAUUGUUGGCUUUUGACUUGCUGUGUCCCUCCAUUUCUCCUCAGACAAUGUGGCAUAUCUACACCAGAGCAGCAACGUGCAUGGCGGGAAAAAAUGGGCCUCAUGGCCAUUAUUCUCUGUUUCAUGGCCGGUGUAGGUUUCCUCACCUUCGGCUUCAACGCCGCUGUGUGUGGCAAACCACCAAACAGAUAUCACGCCGGAACUAUCGACAAAGCAUCUAUCAUCAUUCAUGGAUACGACUACGAUUUCUCGCAUUUUAAGCAUCCCCAGGUCUCCGGGGUCUUCACUGGCAAUUCGAAUCCCCUAUACGAAGGAAGUUACAACGUCGCGGGAAUGGAUCUUAGCUUCAUGUUCCAGUAUACUGACCAGUCGUGUUAUGGGAUUCUCACUGCUCCCAAUGGCAGUGCGAUCACCUCUCAUAGUGGACUGCCUGAUUGGCUGUUUCCUUGUAAUCCCUUCAAUCAGUUUGGGACGAGCACUGUGAAUUUCACUGGGUAUGAGAACUCGACGAAUUGUCAUAUCAGGGCGGGGACACAAGCCCUAGUUGCGGCCCAUAAGCCCUCCGGGCAGGUAUACUAUACUUGGGACGAUGUCAACGAUGAUUCCAGGAAUUUGGCAGUUUAUGAAUCAACUGUGCUUGACCUUAACCUCCUGAACUGGCUGGACACGUCGCAAAUUCAGUAUCCUCCUUUGUUCAACGACUUCAAGAAGGCAAAUGACACGUUCAACAAGCGCGAUAUUACGAUGUGGAUUUACCGAUCAAACCUGCAAAAUAUUGCCAAGUGCUUGCAGUCAACCAUAACGGUAGGAUUCAUUGAUACGAAAACUAUCGGCUGUGUUGCCUCCCAAGUGGUUCUCUGGGUGUCUCUCGUCUUUAUCAUUGGCGUCGUUGCCAUACGAUUUAUCAUGGCCGUUUAUUUCGGCUGGUUUGUCUCGUGGCGGAUAGGAGCGUUCAAGAAGGAGUCGUAUAGGCAGCGAAUGGCUCGUGCUCAGGAGAUUGAGAAUUGGACGGAUAAUAUCUACCGACCUGCUCCGAGUCGGUAUCGGCCAAGUGUCGUGCUUAACCCAACGUCAGCCAACGCAAAGAGCCCUGGUGGAUAUGGCGGACCCAAGAGUGCAGCGCAGUUCCUGCCCACUACUUCCAGGUUCAGUAGGGCUGAUGCACCCGCAUACGUCUCGUCCGAUCGCCGCGGUCCAAACAAGGGGUCCCUGUCGCCCUAUGACGUCCCCGUGCGUGGGGCGAGCUCCUUGUCUUUGUCUGACAGUGACAAGAAUCAGGCACUGUGCCCUUUCCCGCUGCAUAAUGUCGUUCCUCAACCACCACCAAAUUUCGCACCAUUUGGGUUUCGUCCGUUAUAUGCAAUUUGCCUCGUCACUGCAUAUUCGGAAUCGUUGGAAGGUAUUCGGACGACUCUGGAUUCGCUUGCCACCUCAGAUUAUCCGAAUAGUCAUAAGCUCCUCAUGGUCAUCGCGGACGGUAUGGUCAAAGGCCAUGGCAACACUCGCACAACUCCCGACAUCAUACUAGGUAUGAUGAAAGAUCUCGUCGUACCUACUCAGGAGGUGGAGGCUCACUCGUACGUGUCCAUCGCUGAUGGCCAUAAGAGACAUAAUAUGGCGAAAGUCUAUGCUGGUUUUUACGAUUAUGACGACAACACUGUCGAGCCUUCGAAGCAACAGAGAGUACCGAUCGUGCUCGUGGCGAAGACAGGUAAUGGUCUUGAGGUUAACGAUCCGAAACCCGGUAAUCGAGGCAAACGAGACAGUCAGAUGGUUCUUAUGGCAUUCCUGCAAAAGGUCAUGUUCGACGAGCGGAUGACGACCAUGGAGUACGAAUUCUUCAACUCGAUUUGGAGAUGUACGGGGGUUAGCCCGGAUCGGUACGAGGUUGUGCUUUGUGUCGAUGCGGAUACGAAGAUUUUUCCGGAUUCCUUGACGAGGAUGGCGUCUUGCAUGGCACAUGAUGAAGAGAUCAUGGGUCUUUGUGGGGAGACGAAGAUUGCGAAUAAGUCAGAGACAUGGGUCACUAUGAUUCAGGUGUUUGAAUAUUACAUUUCUCACCAUCUUACGAAGGCUUUCGAGUCGAUGUUCGGUGGUGUCACUUGUUUGCCUGGUUGCUUCAGUAUGUACCGGAUCAAAGCUCCCAAGGGCUCGUCAAAUUAUUGGGUGCCUAUUCUCGCGAAUCCCGAUAUCGUCGUGCACUACUCAGAAAACAUCGUCGAUACCUUGCACAAGAAGAAUCUGCUACUCCUGGGUGAAGAUCGAUACUUGUCUACUCUCAUGCUGAAAACCUUCCCUAAGCGGAAGAUGAUCUUCUGCCCCCAGGCCGUAUGCAAGACUAUUGUGCCAGACACGUUUAGCGUGCUGUUGUCACAACGUCGUCGUUGGAUCAACUCCACUGUGCAUAACUUAGCCGAAUUACUCUUUGUGCGUGAUCUUUGCGGUACCUUCUGUUUCUCCAUGCAGUUCGUGGUCGGUAUGGAACUUGUCGGUACACUGGUCUUACCUGCCGCUAUCGCGUUCACGAUUUAUCUCAUCAUCAUCUCCAUCGUUCCUAGCGGAACUAACACGACAAUCCCUCUUAUCCUUCUUGCUAUCAUCCUUGGUCUGCCUGGCUUGCUCAUCGUCAUCACCUCGCGAAAGAUUGCCUACGUCGGUUGGAUGUUGGUCUAUUUGCUAUCCCUGCCAAUAUGGAACUUCGUCCUCCCUGCGUACGCUUAUUGGCACUUUGACGACUUUUCCUGGGGUCAGACACGGAAGGUUUCAGGUGAUCACCGAGGCAACGAGGGUGAUAAGGAAGGCGAAUUUGACUCGUCUCAUAUUAUCAUGAAGCGUUGGGUGGAAUUUGAGCGCGAGAGGAGGUGGAAGAGUGGGAUGAACUCGGCAGAUUCCUCUUUUGAUGUUGUGCAGCAGAACAACUCGGCACCCAAGAGGUGGAACGUUUUCAUUGCUAGUCCUUGUUCUAUCUCUAACGAUAUUGUUCUAGGGGUCUCGAGAAGAGAUAUUCUAUGGGCUCAUCCGCUGACACCAAUACUGACACGAUGA
Molecule: messenger RNA, 3786 nt
Organism: Cantharellus anzutake
Lineage: Eukaryota; Fungi; Basidiomycota; Agaricomycetes; Cantharellales; Hydnaceae
Exons: 4
Coding region: 1-3786 (1261 amino acids)
Cellular component (GO): cell septum; cell periphery
Molecular function (GO): chitin synthase activity
Source: RefSeq, a predicted model, not a curated record